AUGCACGAUCUCGAGAUCCUCCAGAGUGGAGGCUACAAAGACGCAGCGCUCACAAAGCUCAAGCUGACUUGUCCCUUGCAAGCAUUUCCCACUGAGAUAUUUGACUUGGGAUCAACACUUGAGCAGCUCGAUCUGUCAGGCACUGGGCUUUCCUCCCUGCCAUCAGAUUUUGGCCAGAGCUUGCCAAACCUCAAAAUCGCAUUCUUUUCGCAAUGUGCAUUCUCUUCUUUCCCCCCGGUGCUGGCCUCUUGUCCACAGCUGGAGAUGGUCGCCUUUCGAGGCAACGGCAUGGCUUCGAUACCUGAGGACUCCCUCCCACCGAAGCUACGAUGGUUGAUCUUGACAGACAAUCAGCUCUCUUCACUUCCGCGAAGUAUUGGCAAGUGCGGCAGGUUACAGAAGUGUAUGCUAGCAGGUAACCGUUUGCAAGCACUACCUGAAGAGCUGCAGCAUUGCAAGAAGUUGGGUUUGUUGCGUCUCAGCUCCAAUAAGUUGCAGACCCUCCCAGAUUGGCUUUUCGAUAUGCCCGAGCUGGCAUUUCUAAGCUUCGCUGGUAACCCUUGCUCCACGUCGGACGUACUGGCCGUCUCUGACGACCGUCAACUCGGACUGGCACAUGUGAACUGGUCAGAACUAGAGGUUCAGCAUACAUUGGGUGAAGGGGCGUCUGGUAUCAUCUCGAAAGGCCUUUGGAGGAUCGACUCGAGCACCACAAAGGAAGUUGCCAUCAAACUCUUCAGAGGCGCGCUCACCAGCGACGGCACACCGGAAGACGAGAUGGUAGCCUGCAUAGCAGCCGGCCAGCACGAAAACAUAAUUGAUGUUCUGGGGCGGAUACACGGUCAUCCCGACGAGGCCAAUGGCGCUUUCAAGGGAGGCUUGGUCAUGCAGCUUAUUCCUCCCCACUACCAGACCCUGGGGCAGCCACCAUCCCUUCUGACGUGCACAAGAGACAAUUACCCAACAGACGCGAGACUAUCAGUGGAGAAUGCCCUGAAUAUCCUUGAGGACAUUGCCGCUGCGGCGGCGCAUCUGCACCUUAAGAAGGUUGCCCACGGGGAUCUGUACGCGCAUAAUAUUCUUACAAGCGCGGACGGUCACGCACUGCUUGGCGACUUUGGCGCAGCAACAGUGCAUGGCGGCAAAGUCUCGCCGCUGGUGGAGAAGCUGGAAGUUAUGGCUUUCGCACACCUCGUUGAGGAUCUGCUAGGCCUCGUAACUACCGUCGCGGAAGAGCAACGUGCAGUGAUCAGGAACCUGCAGAGCCUGCACCAGCAGUGCUCGGCUGAAAACAUCUCAACUCGCCCGACGUUCAGCCAGCUACUUGUCGAGAUCGAACGGAUUCGUGAUGGGAAGGCUCCGCCGAGGCUGCCCAACUGA
Messenger RNA from Diaporthe amygdali, 1380 nucleotides. RefSeq lists its product as uncharacterized. Gene Ontology annotation, molecular function: protein binding; ATP binding; protein kinase activity. The coding region runs from base 1 to 1380 and encodes 459 amino acids. Lineage: Eukaryota; Fungi; Ascomycota; Sordariomycetes; Diaporthales; Diaporthaceae. The record is from RefSeq and is a predicted model, not a curated record. Gene Ontology annotation, biological process: protein phosphorylation. The transcript has a single exon.